Messenger RNA from Dreissena polymorpha, 1483 nucleotides. RefSeq lists its product as uncharacterized. Gene Ontology annotation, biological process: negative regulation of smoothened signaling pathway. The record is from RefSeq and is a predicted model, not a curated record. NCBI's taxonomy places the organism in Eukaryota, Metazoa, Mollusca, Bivalvia, Myida, Dreissenidae. Gene Ontology annotation, cellular component: Golgi apparatus; ciliary membrane. The coding region runs from base 97 to 600 and encodes 167 amino acids. The transcript has 3 exons.
UUCAGUUUGUAAACAAAAAUGGUUCCCUAACUUUGACUUGCAUAAUUAACAUAUAGAAAGCAACCCUGUUUAAUAUGUGAAUUUGUAAACGGUAAAAUGGACAAUCUAACAGCAGUUUCUGGCAUUUUAUUUUUGGUUGCUGAUAUAUUUGCAAUAACCAGUCUAUCAUUGCCAGAAUGGAUUGUCAGCGAUGUCAACGGCAAUAUGCGUCUUGGUCUGACCCAGCACUGUCAGGUGAUCUAUGGGCGACCAGAGAUAUGCACAGUGCCCCGCCUGUCGCUGGAGUGGCUACUCACCAGGGUCCUCAUCUCGGCAGGUAUUCUCUGUCUCACCAUCACCUGCAUUCUUCAAGUGUGGUCACACUGGAAGAGAGAGGUCAUUAAAUACUCCAGAUGGAUAGCAUUUGCUGCAAUGACUCUGUUCUGCCUAGCUGCAGUCAUUUUUCCAGUGGGUUUUGCAAUAGAAGAGAUUGGGGGUCAGCCCUACAAGUUACCUAACCAGACCCAGGUGGGGACCUCGUAUGUGCUCUUUAUACUGGCAAUCUUCUUCACUGUCGUGUCAGAACUGUUUGCUGGAAAAGUCUGCCUGCCAAUGUUCUGAAAUCUGGCACAAGCUGACCCUACCAGUACAUGUACCUGUAAACGCUAUUUUGUUAGCCAAACAUGUGUGCAGUGUUUUGUAAAAAUGUGCGGACACAUUGAUUCACCAGCAUGUACAAUAUCAUGUAAAAUAAUUGCAUGUCAAAAAUAUAUCUUCUGUUCAGAAAACAUUUUGAACAUUUAAGUACCUAAAACUUGUUAGAGUGAUAGUGUUAUGUUAAAGUUGAUUUAAAGAUGCAUAUGAUCAAAGCUAAUUUAAAGAUGCAUAUAUGGACUUGGUCUCAAAAGUUGCAUGGGGAGCAUUGCACUUGCUUUUGUAAAUUAUUGGAAAAGGAAAUUAAAUACCCAUCAUCAUUUUUCCCUUGACGGGUCUGGCCGUUGGAGGGAAAUGAGGGACAACAACACAGAGUUCCUCCGCCAGUCAGGUUUGUGGUGGACUGCUGGGAGUUACUUAUGCACAAGUGGGUAUGUCGACUAUUUCACAUUGUGCAUCCAGUGUUUUUCUGACAUCCGCAAUGUCUAUAAAGACCUGGAGCACAGAGACUUUCCUGGUGACAUGUCCGAACCAAGCCAGCUUUCGUGGUUGGAUACUAGUUAGAUACUACCGUGCAUUUAUCAUUUGUUAUUUUCAUUUUAUAUUUUUGAAAUGUAUAUUAAAACUUACUUUUAAUAGCAUGUAAACUUUUAAUAAGCAGAGACCUUAUAGUAUGUGUCGAUGUUCUUGCAUGGAAACCAGGACAGAAGUUUGUAUCAGGUUGUCCUUUAAAAUUAUUUAAUACGUGUCGCUUUCAAACUUAGUCUAUAUAUAGACUAGACUGAAUAUACAAUAAAUAUGUGUUUGCUUUUAAUUUAACAUUAUAAGGAAAAAAACUAUGAAAAAAUGA